Molecule: messenger RNA, 2906 nt
Organism: Synchiropus splendidus (mandarinfish)
Lineage: Eukaryota; Metazoa; Chordata; Actinopteri; Syngnathiformes; Callionymidae
Gene: pomt2
Product: protein-O-mannosyltransferase 2
Exons: 21
Coding region: 317-2578 (753 amino acids)
Biological process (GO): protein O-linked glycosylation via mannose
Cellular component (GO): membrane; endoplasmic reticulum
Molecular function (GO): dolichyl-phosphate-mannose-protein mannosyltransferase activity
Source: RefSeq, a predicted model, not a curated record
CACGCGUCUGGUUUUCUUCUGUCGCGAGUGCGGCAUUGCGACUGUAAACAAACUGUUUUAGUUUGUUUUUGCUAGCGUUUUGUCUUUGUUUUGACAUGUUGCUAAUGUUCUUUCGCUGCUGGAGUUGUGUAUAGCUCCGUAAUUCAGUUAAAUAAUGCGCAGCUGCGGUGAUGUGUUGCGUUCAGUGACAGUUUUAGAAGUGUUGUCCAGUAUUUGUGCGUGUUUAGCGAUGCUAGCCGCCAUCUAGCUAUUUACUAAACGCGACUGUAUGGUUGGUGCGUGGAUAUGGAUACGAACAUCUGAAUACUGAGUCCUAAUGGCAAGAGAUAUUUCGAAGUUACGACACAGAAAACCUCACGUAGACACGUCUGAGAGCCCUCACAGUCAACACCAGUCUUCAGUGAAUGAUGCGAAUGCAAAACUGCUGUCAGAAGACGCCGGUGUUUCCUCAAAUGGAACCCACAGUCAAAAGACGACCAGAGGAAAAGGUGGCGCAGCUCCAAACAAAGCGUUGCUGAUGCUGAUGGUGGCUGGUCUCUCCUUCGCCACACGUUUCUACAGACUGUCAGAACCUCCUCAUGUGUGCUGGGAUGAGACUCACUUUGGCAAGAUGGGAAGCUUCUACAUCAACAGGACCUUCUUUUUUGAUGUCCACCCUCCUCUCGGAAAGAUGCUCAUCGGUCUCGCCGGUUACCUGACAGGUUACGACGGUACAUUUCCCUUCUUGAAACCGGGAGAUAAAUAUGAACAUCACAACUACCUGGGAAUGAGAGGGUUCUGUGCAGGUCUGGCCUCCUUCCUCCCAAUAUUCGCCUUCCAAAUUGUGCUGGAUUUGUCUCAGUCCCUCUCUGCUGCACUCAUCACUGCAUCUCUGCUCAUUUUUGACACCGGCUGCCUCACCAUCUCUCAGUACAUCCUCCUGGAUCCCAUUCUCAUGUUCUUCAUCAUGGCUGCUGUGCUGUGUACAGUCAAGUUCAACCAGCUGCAGCACAGGCCUUUCUGCUCCUUGUGGUGGAUGUGGAUGCUCCUGACUGGUGUGAGUCUCUCUGGAGCCCUCGGGGUGAAGUUUGUGGGUCUCUUUGUCAUCCUGCUGGUGGGACUCAACACUGUCUCGGACCUCUGGAGGCUUUUUGGGGACUUGAGCUUGUCACUGAUGGAGAUAUUCAAGCACUUCCUGGCUCGGGUUGCUGCCCUCAUCCUGCUCCCACUCCUCAUCUAUGUCACGAUAUUUGCCCUUCACUUUGUCGUCCUGCAUAAAAGUGGACCAGGAGAUGGUUUCUUCAGUUCUGCCUUCCAGUCUCGUCUGAUUGGGAACAAUCUGCACAAUGCGUCGAUGCCAGAGUACCUGGCAUACGGCUCCACCAUUACUGUGAAAAACCUGCAGAUCGCGGGCGGCUACCUGCACUCUCACUGGCACCUAUACCCCGAGGGGGUUGGAGCAAAGCAGCAGCAGGUGACUGCCUACCUGCACAAGGACUACAACAACCUGUGGCUGGUUCACAGACCCAGCGGGAACGAUGAUCCAUCAGGAGUGCCUGAGCUGGUUCGCCAUGGUGACAUCAUCAAACUAGAGCACAAAGAGACGACUCGUAGCCUGCACAGUCACCUACAUGAGGCUCCGCUCACCAAGAAGCACUUCCAAGUCACAGGAUAUGGGAUUAAUGGUACCGGCGACAAAAAUGAUCUGUGGCAAAUUCAAGUGAGCGGCGGCCAGAAGGGAGAUCUCGUGAAAGUUCUGCGAAGCAAAGUUCGAUUUCUGCACAAAGCAAGUGGAUGUGUGUUGUUCUCCUCUGGAAAGACUCUUCCCAAGUGGGGCUGGGAGCAGGUGGAAGUGACCUGCAGUCCCUACCUGAAGGAGACCCUGAGCUCCCAGUGGAACAUUGAAGACCACAUCAACCCUAAAUUGCCCAACAUCAGUCUGUCGCUCCUGAAGCCUGGAUUUCUGGAGUCAUUAUGGGAGUCCCAUGUGGUGAUGGUCAGAGGCAACAGUGGUCUGAAGCCCAAAGACAACGAGGCAAACUCCAAACCUUGGCACUGGCCCGUCAACUACCAGGGAUUGAGGUUCUCCGGAGUGAACGAAACGGAAUAUCGAGUUUACCUUCUGGGAAAUCCAGUGGUGUGGUGGCUGAAUCUGGGCAGUUUGGGUGUCUAUCUCCUCCUGCUCUUUGUUGGUUCCGUCACUCUCCAGAGAGGAAUCGCUGUGAGGGCCAAGAGGGAAGAGUCCUGUUUUGUUCUACAACGUGGAGGAGGGUUUCUUUUCCUGGGCUGGCUGCUGCACUACGCUCCCUUCUUCAGCAUGAGCCGAGUCCUCUACUACCAUCACUACUUCCCUGCCAUGCUCUUCAGCAGCAUGUUGUCAGGAAUUACUCUGGAUGUCCUCCUUAAAAACACCGACCUCCUGCUUAACCCGCCGUACUGUGAUUGGCUGCAGCGAGCCGGACAGAUGUCGGUUCUGUUUGUUAUUCUCUACAGUUUUUACCUGUUCCACCCGCUCUCUUACGGCAUGACCGGACCUCUGGCUCACGAGGCUGGCAGCUCCAUGGCUGGACUCAAGUGGAUGGAAUCCUGGGAGUUCUGACAGCACUCGGCCUGGACUGAAACACGUGUAGUGUUUGCUAAGUUGUAUUGAGGGUAGAACUUACCCACCCAAGUAUUUCUUUUGACUGAAAGCACCUCAGUCAGGAGAAUCGGAUUGUGCCGCCUUAAGCAGGAGGAAUGAGAUCACCAUGAAACCAAAGUGCCUGGGAGUCCAAAUUGUAAACUUAGUUCGUGGUCACAUGUCAAGUAUCACCGGAAUCUGUUUCGUUCUUCAGUCAUCUAGGUUGAUGUGUAUUUUAGCAGUACUUGUAGGGUCAGAAUUGUUUACAUCUUUUGACUGCUGUUGGCAUUGAUAAAUUAAAAUAUUC